This is a messenger RNA of Bactrocera latifrons, 6931 nucleotides long. It is a transcript of the gene htk, whose product is annotated as AT-rich interactive domain-containing protein 4B. The record is from RefSeq and is a predicted model, not a curated record. Gene Ontology annotation, molecular function: transcription cis-regulatory region binding. Lineage: Eukaryota; Metazoa; Arthropoda; Insecta; Diptera; Tephritidae. The transcript is spliced from 7 exons. Gene Ontology annotation, biological process: regulation of transcription by RNA polymerase II. Bases 245 to 6874 code for a protein of 2209 amino acids. Gene Ontology annotation, cellular component: nucleus.
UACAACAACGUAUGUGGUGAUAAUGAUUUGUAUUGUGAAUUAAUUGCUUAAAAUAAACGCGUUAAAUUCUGCAAUUUUACUAAAGGUUAAUGAAACAUUUCAGCAUUUCUUAUAUUAGUGUAGAGGUUGUCUGUGCAGUGAGUUUGGAGCAUUUUUGGUUCGUUUUAGAAAUGCUUAAAAAUUGUUCGCAAAAGUGGCGUUUGUAAGCGAUAACUUAAGUUUUGAGCGUUAUUUUCUUCAGAAAAUGCAACAAGUGGACACAGAUCCGCCAUCCCUACCGGUUGGUACGGAGGUAAGUGCCAAAUACAAAGGAGCCUUUUGUGAAGCUAAAGUUAGCAAAGUGGUUCGUAAUAUAAAAGUAAAAGUGGCUUAUAAGCAAGGACUAGGAUCGGGAAUUGUGUCAGACGACGUAAUAAAAGUUGCACCUGGUCAACUGCGCGUCGGUGCUACUGUUGAAGUUCGUCAUCCUGAUCGUAAGGACUUGGUAGAAUGCACAGUUACUAAAAUUCAAGAUUGCUCGCAAUAUACGGUAGUUUUUGAUGAUGGAGAUAUAACGACAUUGCGCCGCACAGCUUUAUGCCUCAAAAGUGGCCGUCAUUUCAAUGAGAGUGAAACUUUGGACCAGCUACCAUUAACUCAUCCAGAGCACUUCGGAAAUCCUGUUGUAGGAGGUCGUCGGGGACGCAGACGUGGCCAGUUGAACGAUGAUAGUUCCGAUGAAGAAGAUGAAAGCGAUGCCAAAGAAGUUGUCAACGAAAAGGAGGAACACAUAGGAAAUGUUGUAUGCGUGGAAAUGGAAACAAAGAAGAAAGAUAAAGAAAAGUGGUUUCCAGGGCUUAUAUUAGCUCCUACAGCUCAAGCAAAUGUACGGAUUAGAGUUAAGGAUGAAUAUUUGGUAAGAUCAUUUAAAGAUGGUCGAUAUUAUACGGUUCCAAAGAAAGAGACAACCGAAUUUACUCGUGAAGCGGCAGCUAAACAGGAUGGUCAAGCAGUACAAGCUGCACUUCAAUACUUAGAUAGUGGAGCACUACCUCCCCAUUGGGAUCGUGAAUCUUUAUUUGGAUUAAAUAAUUCUUCCAGUGAGGGUGAUGGUGAAUUGGAAUCCGAUUCGUCAGAUGAUGAACCACGGGAGGAAAAAGAUCGUUUUGUGGCUCAAUUGUAUAAAUAUAUGGAUGAUCGUGGAACACCAUUAAAUAAAGUACCAUCAAUUCAAAAUCGGGACGUUGAUUUAUAUCGUCUAUUUCGAGCAGUACAGAAAUGUGGUGGUUACAACCGUGUUACCGCAAAAAAUCAAUGGAAAUCUAUAGCGGUACGCUUAGGUUUUACGUCAAUAACAGUUAGUGUAACCAAUCUGGUUAAGCAAGCGUAUAAAAAAUUUCUUCAACCAUAUGGUGAAUUUCAUCGUAAACUUGGAUGCUCAAUGCUUAUGACACCUCGUAAUUCUAACCGAAGUAAGGGCCGUAGUUUAGUUCGAGCAAACUCUGUUGCUUCCCCAAAGCCAAUUGACAGCAGUAAAGAGUCCUUGAACAAACCUGCAAACAACACUAUAGCUGCGCCAUCGUUUUCAUCAUCGUCAUCUGUCUCUAGUAGCCAAAAUAUUGCAGCAUCGUCAGUUGUAACAACAACCGCCAAUGUAAUUACGGUAGUAACUCCUUCUGUGACGGAAGAAUCGGAAAAUACAAGCGAAUCCAGUCUGGAUACUGCCAAGAAUAAGAAAAAAACCGUAGUGGGAAAAGUUAAAGGUCUUGUUGAAAAGUAUGAAGAAAAAUCGAGAGAUGAUUGCGAUGUGCCGCUUUCAAAAAUUAGGACGUCGGCCGAGACUCCACGAUGUGAAGAGAAGGAUAAGGCACCAUCUCUAAAGGAUGUUCCUGCCGCCCCAACAUCACAUAUAAGAGACUCUUCACCCCCAGGUACAAGUGCUGGAAGUAAAAAAGAUAAAAGUCAAAAAAGGCAAACCCCUCAGAGUGACGACAAGCGAAACAAACGGAAAAAAGAUGACACCAUUGAAAAGGUAGAUGCCGGCGAUUUUAUUGUUGAGGUAGGCGAUAAACUUAAAGUUUAUUAUCAUGAGAAAAAGGUGACUUAUGAAGCAAAGGUUAUCGAAAUAUCUGUACAACGGGGUUCACCGAUGUACCUGGUUCAUUACACCGGUUGGAACAAUCGUUAUGAUGAGUGGGUACCUAGAGAACGUAUUGCUGAAAACAUAACUAAAGGGUCAAAACAGAAAGGGCGUAUGUCAAGUGCAAGCGGAAUGGAGAAGCAAAAGGAGAACCCUUCAAAGCCACCUUCGGUUUCCUCUUUGAAUCCGUCAGGUCCUCCAAAUUCGAUGGUAAAUAUAAUAGGCAACACAUCAAUAUCAACAAAGUUGUCAGUAUCAUCAAAACGUGGUCGUGGUCGAAGUGACUCGCUCCCGCCGCGUUCCACUACACCCUCAUCAGUGGCAUCUAACUCCAGCCGAACAAAAUCACCUGCUACAUCUGGUCUAAAAAGAAGACCAAUUCGUUCAAUGGUUAAUACUACACGACGUACGUCAGCAAACGUUUCUGAUGUUUCUUUGCAAAGUGAAUCUGACACGGACUCCGAUGAACCGGUAAGACGUCCAACGCGUGGUAGUAAAGAAAUUGAGUACAAAUCAGAGUCUUUAAGUGGUAAAGGGACAAACAAGAGUAUCAACUCGGAUACAGAUGUUGACGAUGACGAGGAUGAUACUUCAAUUAUUAUAGGAACCAAUAGUAAUUCCACAAAGGGUCGUAAUUAUGACCUUAAUCAAAUUCGAUCUGAACUAAGGGGCUUAAAAUCCCCUUCGCCAUCAUAUGUGCGAAACGCCGAAUCGAUGUCAAAAGUGACACAGCCGAUUAAAGUAGAGAGCGUAAUAGCUGUUAAAGAUGUUUGUUCUUCUAAAAGCAAAGCAAUGAUAGAAUCAAAUGCUGAGGUGAUCGCCAUUAAACAAGAAGUGAAACAAGAUCAAAAAGAUGAUAAUGUGAAAUCGUCUACGGAUAUGUCUUCAGAGACGGAAUCAUUUUGUGAUGAUGACUCACAAUCAUCAGGCAAAACGACAACUCUUGAAAACAUGACAAAAAGGUUUCAGCAAAAAAUAAAAGCAGGAAAACAACAAGCUUUUGAAAAACUUUCCUGUGGAAACCCUGCAGUGGAACGUGUACCAAAAGUUGUAGAAAAAAUAAUACAGGAUUCACUCGCAGAAAAACUUCAGGAGAUUCUCAAAACCAAACCGGAAAUAAAUAAAGAGGAAGGCUUAGAGGCGAAUGUUAACGACACUGCCUUAUGUAAAUCGGAUAUUGAUAAAGAAGAUAGUAAACAAAAAUCCUUACAAACUGAAUUAAUUCAAAAGAAUACCUCAAAUAUCCAGCCCAGAUUUGAAAGCACCACAUGUAGUAGCAAGUAUUCAUCCCUAAUUUUAGAAAAGCCAGAAUGCUCUAAUAAGAAGAUAGAAUCUGGUUGUUGCAAAAAGACAGACAUUAGCAGAAAAGGAGUCAUAGAUAGUAUAGAAAGCCAAUCAAAAAAAAGUAUAGAACCUCUGGUGAAAGAGUUAAAUAAAGGUGAACCGUCAGCAGCUUGUUCUCCAUCCUCAUCAUCUUCAUCGUCAUCCGCAUCGGCAUCUUCAUCUUCUCGUUCAUUACCAGACAUGAGCAAGCUAGAUAUUAGUGGAGGAUCUUCGACUUCUUCAAUAUAUGUGAUGCCUAAUAAAGACACAAAGUUAAUAUCUAUUGCUCCGAAGGCGACAUCACCUGAUAUUUAUGAGUUCAAAGAUCCGGAACCCUUUGAAUUUGAAUUACGAAAGUUACAAACUACCAGCGCAAAUAUUUCGUCCUUGACCACGGGUAUAACAAGUGCAUGUAAUGUAUCUGGAAUUUCUCGAAAAUCAACUCAAAAAAGUGUAAUUUCACAAAUUUUAGUUAACGAAAAGCAACAACCACCUCCAAACCCAAUGACCGCUUUAGUAAAUCGCAAAAAAAAGGGCUCGCCAAUGAAGGAAGCUGUAGUAGAUAAAUCUAAGUUACUUAAAACUGAGGGAAAAUUAAAUAUAAUGUCAGAUGGAAAAAUCAAUAAAAUUGCUUCUACUAUUUCAGUCGUAACAAAAAGUACAUUAGAUAGUCAAACGAACUUAAUGACUCUGAAUCCAUUAUCAGAAAAUCAGCAAAUCAGUCUUUGUAGUAACUCGAUUACACAGAAAACAGAUACACUGAAUAAUACAUCAUUCGAUACAUUGAGAACUUCACCAAAUUUCAAUGUAAACAUAAACGCCUUAAAUGAGGAGUUAGCGCAAACAGUACAGGAAACAACCAGAGCCCUUACUGAUGCUUUUCAAAAACCAAAGCUAUCUUCUUUACAGGAAGUCACUGGUACGCCUCCAAAUUUGGCGUCUGCGAAACAAAAUGAUAUUGAGAAUUUGAUGACAUCUUCUAAAAACCAACAAGAAAACGUUUCAACAUUAAUUAGUCCGUUACCGACAGCGCCCAUUAAGACAGUUAUUGGCAGUCCAUUUAUAGAGACACGAAAAGAUCUGAGCAAUGUUUUUGAGUUGAGUACGAGCGAAGGAUUUACAUCAUUAAGUGAAUCGAAGGACAAUAAGUUUGAAUUCGAGAAUGCUAAGAAAAUGCUUUCUGCAACAUCAGACGCAUUCGAUUUAGAACCUGCUAAGUACGAGAAUAGGCCGACAUCCAUCGCUGAUAAACUUUUAAAAGCUAUAAGUCAAAAAAAAGAGGAAGAUAAAUAUAAAAUUGAGCCUAAAAAUGAGAAAGGAGAAGAUGGCGGAUCUUCGAAAGAUGAUUUUACGGUUGUAAAAAAUACAGCAGAGUUGAUACUUGGAAAUGAUUGUGCUUCAAAUGAACCAUUAAACAUUAACAUAGAUUUAGCCGGUUCUCCCAUGAGCUUCGGUAGUAAUUUAAGUUUAGAAAAAGUACCCAUCAUAACUGGCUCAAUAAAUAAACCCAUUCCUCUUACAAGCCCUGAACCGAAGUUGGGAAUACUAGAGUCGAUUACAGUAAAAAAUAAUGACUUAACGGAAACAAUACAGAAACUUGAAUGUGCCAUUCAACGGAAAACGCCAGUCAGUGGACUUUCAGUUACAACUACACCAAACACAUUUUCAGAGGAUUCGAUGGAUAGUACUGAUUCGGAACGUCGCCUUGUUAUAGAAGACGUGGCUGAAGACAUGUGUGAUAUUCUUAAAAGUCCCAACGAUUCACAGCAUAUUGGUGAGACAAAAAUAAGUAUAUUAUCACAUAAAACAGAUGUUGCUGUCAGUAAAGCAGUGACAGACAACAUUUCACCGCAUAUAAGAGCUGAUUCUCAAAUCCCCCAAACUCCACAUACAAGUCGACAAUGUCUUAGUGCAUCAGUUCCGUUUCCAACAAUUUCGGCCCCUGUAGUUGUGACUUCAGCAAACAAAAUAUCAACAGGCUUACAUGUUGUGGCUGAUAUGACAAACGAACAGAAAGGGCCACAAUUUGGAAAUCAGGAAGUACAAAAGAAAGACAAGCGAAAGCAAGAAGGGAGCCUAUCUGUGGGCAUUGAAAAUAGUGCUGAUAAUGAAACAAGGUCUAAUGAAAACACUAAUUUAAGAGAUAGUUAUGGUGUUAAGUCUUUUGAAACUGUUGCGCCAUCAUCUCUAAUUGAAAGUUCUAAGCAAUACACUCAAAGAUCAACAGAUGUUGUACCGAUUUUGGUUCCAGAUAUUCCAGUUUCGGUUGUUGUAGCUUCUGGAGCGGUGCCCUCAGUAAAAGCCGCAGCACAGGCAGCAGCUGAAGCAGCAGUUCAAAGUCCUACUUCAAAAAUUCAUACCAUCUCAAAUGUGGAUCAUAAAGCCCCAGUAUCUAAAACACUCAUACCUUCAAAUUUAAUUGUAUCUUCCGAAGAAACUGUGACUAUAGAUAAAAAUUUGGAGAGUAAUAUUAAUAUUCAAGACUCGAGUGUAUAUAUUGAUGCAUCAAAUGAUUUGAAAAUUACUCCGCCGUCAACAGUAAUCUGCCCAUCAGUCGCAGGUAUAUCAGCUAAUUCAGGCUUUUAUUUGGAUAUGCGUACAGAGCUCCGACCUGAAGACGGUGUAAAACCUAUUAACGACGCUUCAAACACAACUUCUGAGAUUGAUCGUUUUAGCUGUAAAAAAGUUGAAGGCAGUUUAUGUGCUGAUGAAUUAGCUUCUAAUUUUGGUGUUGAUACCAAUAAUGAGUCUAUAAACCUUCUUUGCGAGGAAACAAUUCCUGGCAGUCCAACACCUGCUUUUGGAGGAAAAGAGGAACCUUCGGGAACACAAUUAGCUACAGAGAGCACUUUACUGUUGGAUAGCAACAUUAAGAUUUUAACUGUCACGGAGCCAGGUGCUUUGCUUGCUAAUAUGAAUAAUUCCCCAAAUGAUUCAGCAAGCCAUGAUGACAGCAGUGAGGAUGUAAAAAAACAAGUUGAUAUGGAGAACGAAAUAUCCCCUAGAAAACGUCGGCGACCCAGAAAGCAAUCAGAAAUGAUCAUCAUAUCAGAUCACCAUACCAAACGUCGAAGACAAAUGGCAUGUAUGAAAAAGAUUCCAGCAGGUUCCGAUAGCGACGAAAACUCGGAUGGUACAUCGCAACGAAUUCUUGAAUCCCGGCAUCAUUUCCAACAACAAUUUCAACUACAACAGCCACAAACAUCCGUUGGAAUUCGAUCUUGUCCCUAUAACUUCUUGGUACACUUAGAUCCGAGUCUAGGGUCUGACCAGUGCAUUGCUAUUUUAUUAAAACAAAUUCAGGAAUUGCGGAAAACCUAUAAUGCAAUCAAAAUCGACCUCGCGAGUAUUGAUCGAAGACGUAAAAAAUUACGACGACGGGAAAGAGAAAAGAAGCAACAAGUGCAAAAUCAACAAGUUAAAAUUUCUUAAUUAUGUUUUACAUAAAUACAGAAUGUGAAGAAUUCUACAAUUAAAUUGAGUUAUACA